CGCCGUCAUGACGCAGAAGGUUAAAGGUCCACACGGCAACAACAACAGCUCGGAGCUCCGUCUUCCUCACGCCGGACAGAGGAGCAUGAAGGGGACAUAAACAGCUCCGUGUGUUGUCGCUGGUUAGUUGACGGGAAGUGUAACAAGAGCGAUGCCAGCCACGGCAGCUGUCUGUGUAUAAAAUACCGCUUCAUUAAAAAAAAACGCGAACUGAAAGAAGGAGCAUCCGGAUGAAGCAGCGCUCGCAGAACUGAGACCUGACAAAUCAAGGAUGGCAGGAGUGUUUGACAUAGACCUGGAGACUGAGGACAUCAGUGAUACAGAGGAUGAUGUCUGUGACUUCACCGUGACAGAGCCAGAGAAUGUUCAGACGGAGGAGGUGGAGUUGACCAGUGAAAGUGUCAACAGAGACAGUGAGAGAGUUGGACCUGACUGCUUUGAGCUUCUUACCGUGCUGGGAAAAGGAGCCUAUGGCAAGGUUUUCCAGGUGAGGAAGGUUCAAGGUGCCCAGACUGGGAAGAUAUUUGCCAUGAAAGUCCUGAAAAAGGCUAAGAUAGUGUGCAAUGCUAAAGACACAGCCCAUACACGAGCAGAGCGAGAGAUCCUGGAGACGGUGAGACACCCGUUCAUAGUGGAUCUGCUCUACGCCUUCCAGACUGGGGGAAAACUCUACCUCAUACUGGAGUGUCUGAGUGGAGGAGAACUGUUCAUGCAGCUCGAGAAAGAAGGGAUCUUCAUGGAGGACACAGCUUGUUUCUAUUUAGGAGAGAUCACGCUGGCCCUCGGUCACCUCCACUCCAACGGGAUUAUUUACAGAGACCUCAAACCUGAAAACAUCAUGCUUAAUCACCAAGGGCACAUCAAACUCACUGACUUUGGCCUCUGCAAGGAAUCAAUUCACGAUGGAACCGUCACACACACCUUCUGUGGCACCAUAGAGUACAUGGCUCCAGAGAUCCUGACCAGGUCGGGUCACAACAGAGCUGUAGACUGGUGGAGCCUGGGCGCCCUCAUGUACGAUAUGAUGACCGGAUCACCUCCAUUCACAGCCGAAAACAGGAAGAAGACCAUCGAUAAGAUCUUGAAGUGUAAACUCAAUCUGCCCCCAUAUCUAACCAUCGACGCCAGGGACCUCAUCAAGAAGCUGCUGAAGAAGAAUCCAGCUCAGAGACUUGGCUCCAGUAAAGCUGACUGUGCUGAUAUCCAGAAACAUCCGUUCUUCAGGCACAUCAUCUGGGAUGACCUGCUGAACAAGAGGUUGGAGCCGCCAUACAAACCACAGUUGCAUUCAGACGAGGAUGUGAGCCAGUUUGACACCAGAUUCACCAGACAGACACCAGUGGACAGCCCAGACGACACCAGGCUCAGCCACAGUGCUGAGCUCGCCUUCGCUGGCUUCACUUACGUUGCUCCAUCGGUCCUAGAAAGUCUAAAGGAAGGCUUUUCAUUUGAGCCACGGACACGACCUGUACGCAGACACAACAGCAGCCCGCGCACACCAAUCAGUCCUCUGAAAUUCUCCCCAGCCGGACCCUUCAAGUCCAGCAUGGACGGAGAGCCGGACCUCUUCUCUCCCACGUCACCGCCAGCAGCUCCAGUUUCCGUGCCGCUGGAAAACGGAGCUGCCAGUCAGCCAAUCAGGACGCCCGCGAGGAACAAGAAGCAGAAAGGACAUCGGAGAUGAGGAGCCAGCCGCCGCUGCACGUCAGAUUCACAUUUUUCUAGAAUACAGUAAGUGCUGAGGCACAGGGCUGGAGUGUUUUUGGUUCUUCAUGCUUUAUUUGAAGUGGUUUAAUAAAUCCAGUUGUUCUUGGGGCCUGACCUCUAAUUACCAUAUAACCAUUUAACUACCUAUCACUCUACAACUGCUUUUAGUUAUUAACAGGUUGGGGAACGUGAAGCUUUAAUUUACAGCUUUUAACUUCUAGUUCACACUGUGGUAUUAAUAUCUGGGGAAACAACAAAUUGUAUGACAAUAUUUUCUACACAUAGCACUUAAAAGAGGGCGACCAACUUCACUGCAUCGAUUUCAUCUGGGAUGCACGUGCCGGUACAAUCACAGCAAAGCGAAAGCUGUGAUAUAAAGCGUUUUAGGUUUAAUUAGUUCAUCAGCUUUUAAUUAGUUCAUCAGAGUUUUUUGAGGAGGUUGGCUAUCACAGGCUGAUGUUUUAAUUAGGGAACCAAUGAAGGAUCUCUUGAUUGAAGCCCUGAUUCUUCCCCAUUAACGUCGAACUGUGAAGCUGACCUUCAGUUGCCGUCAGGACGAGGCGAGCUCAGAGAUGAGCGAGGGUGUAGAAAUCUACUGAAUGAAGCGCUACAUCACGCACAGGAGAUACCGUAACGUGUUCAUGAAUGUCUGAUCAUGUCUGCUUUUUCUCUUCAUGUCCAUUGCCAAAGCUUUAACACAUACUAUCCUCAUAUUGUACAGACGGACCAAUCUCAUUCUAACAGAGUGCACUUGACACGAGGGAUGUACUGUAUUUGUUCAUCAUAUUUGAGUGAAUAAAAAGAAAUAGCCCCUGUAGAGUAAUGAAAGUAUUCCCAUGUGUUCACCUAAACACAUACGUUCAUAUAAUUAGUACAAUGUUGUUUCAAAGCGGUGCUCUAAAAUAAUGAUCUUCUAAUCUAACUAAUUAUAAUCUUGUAUAAAGAGUAUUUUGGGUUACUGAACAAACCUAUUUUUACACAAAAAAAACUUAGGUCAAAUAAUAUUUGGGAAAAAAAAACUUUCAAAUAGAUAUUUAAGUGUUUAAUUGUCAUUUCCCGACUCUGCAGUCAGACACAGCAGUUCAGUGAGGUUCAUUUGGUGCCAAAAAAAUUCAGUUUUUACAAAUGUUUCUUGGAUUGAAUGACUCAUAGAUUGAGGUAAACUGAACUGAACUCUGAGCUUGGUCUGAGCAAUGCAAUCAAAGAAAGCUGAAUCAGUGUGAGUCUUACAGCACUUAAACACAGGCAGCUGAAGUGACAGAGCGAUCGUCAGCUGUGAUUCAGUGAGCAGUGUAAAUCUUACAAAUAAAUUUAGAGUAAAAUAUGACAUUUGAAAUUCUAUGAAUUCUACAGUGUACAAUCAUUACCUCCAAUCCAGUGAUGUAUUAGUAUGUAUGCACAGUUAGAGGUAUUGCAGAUGUGUGGAGAAAGUGGGGCUAAAUUGGAAACAAUCAGCACACAUUGAUGUAAAUAUGACACAUGCUCAUAAAUCAUCCAUCUGCUUCAAAGCUCCAGAGUGUUGCCUGUCUGUCAUUGUGUUUUACCAAGUGUUCAAUAUUACAUAAACAGAUGAUGAAAGAAGUAACCAUAUGAAUAUAUGCAGACAAAAACACGUAGUAGAACCAUCACAUCAUAAAACUUUUGCAGCAGCAUGGUUCUAUGGAGGGAAGUGUCAGCGAGCUCACCACUGAUCUAUGACUUAAUAUCUUCUCACAGUAUAUCUGAACAACCAUGACAUUUCAUACAAACACCUGAUGUUUCAGCUUUCUCUGCCGCUGACGAGACACUUUUCACCUCCAGUGUCUGUCUUGACAUGGAAAGCUUUUGUACAGACAUUGAUGCUUUUCAGAGGAAAUCUGUGUUUAGAAAAAAUGAUACUGCUACUACAUAAAUUUUACUUGCAAUCUUGAAAUCCAUUGGAUAUUUUUUACAACAACUGAGCCUGGCCAAGACUUUCUCUUCCAUGCUCCGGUCCAAAUCUUGUUCCACACCAUACAAUUUCUGCAUUCAAACGCAGUUUUCUGUUUCCACAGAUUUUUAGAAUGAACCGUGCUGCUGUCUGCCUCAGCUUAACUCUGUACAUGAUCAAAUGUUGUCUGUGUUAAACAAUGCAGCCGACCUGCCAAACAUGUUAGCAUUGCCAUCAUGAGCACGCUGACUUUAGCAUUGAAGAUUAAAAAAAUCAUCAUAAAAGCUUUUAAGUUGUUUUAAUGUUUUUAUUCAUAUGAUUAUUUCAUAAUAUCUUAAUUAUGUAUUCAUAUUGAACACAUUGUGUCUCCAUAAAAUCUCAAAAGCUGCCUUUUGUUUUUCAAAAUGACAAACACUGGAUACAGAGUGUGACACACUGCAGUUUGUUUUUGUAGUGACACUGUAACCACGGUGAUGAAGCAGAAAGCGAAUGAAUUGUAAACAAAGUAUUUAUAUGUACGAUAAGAAGACGAGACACGGGGCUCUGUUUCUCUGUUUUUGUUUGUCUCAUCAUGAAACCUACAAUUGGGCAGCUGGAAUGACUGUCAAUCAUAUUCAGUUCUGUGUAUUUAUUUACAUAAUGGAUAAUAAUUAUGGAGUGAUGAAAAGGAUUCUGCAUCUCCAGACUUAAUGGAAAUGAAUAGAAUAGAAAUAAAAUUCAGAAAAAGUGAUAUGAGUGGAUUAUAGUUUAUUUUUUUGAGGAUUGCUGAUUUUGUCUUGUUUUUUUCUCCUAUCUGAUGAAUGAAUAAUAAUAAAAACAUGAAUUGCUAAA
Larimichthys crocea (large yellow croaker) is the source of this 4447-nucleotide messenger RNA. Its product is annotated as ribosomal protein S6 kinase beta-2. Bases 272 to 1684 code for a protein of 470 amino acids. Gene Ontology annotation, biological process: protein phosphorylation; signal transduction. The transcript is spliced from 17 exons. The record is from RefSeq and is a predicted model, not a curated record. Lineage: Eukaryota; Metazoa; Chordata; Actinopteri; Sciaenidae. Gene Ontology annotation, molecular function: ATP binding; protein serine/threonine kinase activity.